CAGCAGCAGCAGCAGCAGCAGCAGCGGCGCCCGAGAUGCUGAAGAGCUGCGGCAGGAAGCUGCUGCUCUCGCUGGUGGGCUCCGUGCUGACCUGCGCCCUCAUGCUGCUGGCCGACCAGCAGAAGCGCCAGGUGCUCAGCCUGGCCGGCGCCCCGGGCGAAGCGACCGGGCUGGGGCUGCUGCGGCAGCUGCGCGGCGGCGGGCCGGGGCCGGCGGAGCAGAGCGGCUUCGGCGCCUACUUCAGCCGGCUGAGCCGCGCCAAGCGGGACGUGCGCGCCGAGGGCCAGGGCGAGGGCGGCGGCGGGCCGGCGGAGGGGGCUCAGCGGCGGCGGGAGGAGCUGUGGCCCCGGGACGUCUUCAUCGCUGUCAAGACCACCAAGAAGUUCCACAAGGCCCGCCUGGAGCUGCUGCUGGACACCUGGAUCGCCCGCCACCCGGACAUGACCUUCAUCUUCACAGAUGGGGAUGACCAAGAACUGAAGAAGAGGACAAGAAACGUCAUCAACACCAAUUGCUCUGCCGCCCACAGCCGCCAAGCCCUGUCGUGCAAGAUGGCAGUAGAGUACGACAAGUUCAUCGAAUCUGGGAGGAAGUGGUUUUGCCACGUGGAUGAUGAUAACUACGUGAAUGUGCAGAUGCUGAUCAAGCUCCUCUCCAGUUAUCCUCACACGCAGGACAUCUACAUUGGAAAACCCAGCUUGGACAAGCCCAUCCAGGCAACCGAGAGGAUCAGCGAGAACAAGAUGCACACUGUCCGCUUCUGGUUUGCAACUGGCGGUGCUGGUUUCUGCAUUAGCCGUGGACUAGCGCUGAAGAUGAGUCCUUGGGCUAGUGGAGGUCACUUCAUGAGCACAGCGGAAAAGAUCCGCUUGCCGGAUGACUGCACCGUUGGGUACAUCAUCGAAUCCGUGCUGGGGGUGAAACUUAUCCGAAGUAACCUCUUCCAUUCCCACCUGGAGAACCUCCAUCAAGUGCCCAAGACAGAGAUUCACAAUCAGGUGACUUUGAGUUACGGAAUGUUUGAAAACAAGAGGAAUUCCAUCCAUAUGAAAGGUGCCUUCUCCGUCGAGGAGGAUCCAUCCAGGUUCCGUUCCGUCCACUGCAUGUUAUAUCCUGACACCCCUUGGUGUCCUCUGAACGUAGUUUACUAAGAGACAAUGAGCCCCCCCUUCUUGAGCCUCGUCCCGAGUUUCUCCGGUAUCCGAAGGCCUCGUGGGACCUGUGUGCGUGCGUGCGUGUGUGUUUCCUUUGCUGCAAAGCGAUUGCCUGUUAAUUACUGUGGUUAAUUCACAGUGUUUGUACGUUUAUAGGCUGCUGUGCGGCCCUUCUGCCCCCUUCUAACCCAGCUGCCCUCUAAGCGAGCUGAGCGAGUGGGUAUUCUCAGCGCUUCCUGCCGUUUUUGAUCGGGCAGGUGUUAGGCAGGUGGGAAGGAACUGUCCUUGCGCCCAAGUGGCUUUUGGUCGGUGGUUCUGGCAAUAGGUGUAAAAGACACCACCUCCCAGCAACCAACUGGGACACUUUUGAAUUCUUAGGGAAUGGCCGUGGAUUUGCUUUCCUUGGCUUGUCCACACUGCAGGGUUUUUAAAAGCAGUGUGAGUUAGAAGAGGGGGGGAAAGAGGCACUGCUCAGCCAAAAGGAAGCUCUUCUAUAAAAGCUCAGUUGAGCUCCACAGGAGAAGCAAAGAAUGUGCUUUAACACUCCAGUUCUGAGCAGAGUCGCAGGUGCCCCCUGCUUUGGACUGGCGUUGCAAGCGUCAAAAUCGAUCGGGCGUAAAGGUGCUCUUAAUUGGCUGGCUCAUGCCUUAAACCUUAACCCGACACCUUUCUUUCUGCCCUGUUUUUCUUACAUCCAAUCCAUGCAAGUUCUAGAAGCACGCCUAGUGUUAUCUUUUAUUGUUCCUUCCCACCUUACUAGGCUCCGGCUAAGUUUUCAAAUGAAGGUUUACAUGUUCAUAGGUUGUCGUUUCUGAUAGUUAACUUUUUUUUUUUAUAACGAACUCUACCCUGUUCCCUUCUGGAGUAUAUUUGUUUCUAACUGUCUGAGUCCCAAAGGACUUUUUUAACAAUUAAAAAAAUGUUGCAUCGGGAGCUGGACUUGGGGGGCUCCCGGCUCUCUCGUUUGCAUUGAAAGGAGACAAGGUGUGUGGUGGGAAGCCCAGAGUCAGGCGCCAACUGUGCUGGUUCCUUACCUCUUUGUGCUGAAUACGAGCCGUUCCUAAAAAUGAGAUUGGACGGCUUUGUUGUUUGGAUGCAUGCCUGAUGUGGAAGGGCACAUCAGGUAGAUACAUACUGAACGGCCAAUCUAUUGCUGGGUCUCCCUUCAGUGUAAACUCUCUUUGCCCGCUUGUCAUUUCUAUUGGGCCAUCUUUUACCAACAACAGGCUACCCGGGGUCAUGUCUCAAAAGGCACCGCUUGAACAGCUGCUCCACUCCAGACAAACUGAAAGAUCAUGAUGUUUCUGCGCAUGGGGAUUUUGUAUGCAUCACAGAGGUGCAUGAAAGAGCCUGUGUCUUCUGCACACAGCGCACUUGUGCUGCUAAGCGAGCCUUCCCUGAAGCUCACCCCUGAUUGCAAGCCUGCUUCUGGAUCAGGGGCUACUCAUGUCAUCCGGCUCCACAUGUUCAGCCUGUGAAGUUGGAUAAACUACCUUGAAAAGGAGGCUCAGGGCAGAUCUUAUCUGGCUGAACAGAUAUCUGUGAGUGGAUAUUAAAAACUACACGUUUUUGUUUCUCGCCUCUAGUGAACCUCUCUGCCAAGUGAUGCCCCCCCCCCCUCCAAACGGCCAAUACAGAACAGAAAUGUAUUUCGUGGCAUUCACUGUAAAGGAGAGGACCCUCUUGGCCACCUUGCCAUUCUACAGACUCUGGGUGGAAGUUAUUUGCGUCACAUGGAGCUGUCUCUAGCAAAGGGGGCUAAACCAACUAAACAUUUCCCCCUCCUUUACUUUGCUCCAGUUACUUUUGGAAAGGACUUUAGCGGUCCCUCUUAACAACACAGGCCCAUUUUUCCUUACAGAUUUUUUUCUAUUCCCUUUGGAGAGGAAUAGCCAAAUCCCUUUUUUUUUUUAAGAGAUGCAAAGCGUGACAGUCAUAGGGUGGAGCAGGCUGGGCUCCCCAGCAGAGGCGGGACUACUUCUUGCCACACUUUCAGUGUACUCCUAAGCAGAGUUACACCAGUCUAAGCCCAUCGGUUUCUUAGAAUUGCACUGUUUGUUGCUGUGCUAAAGAUGUGGGUAAUGGGCUCCCCUGUACUGGAAUAUAGUGAGAUAUAAGCAAGGCCAAGUUACCUGGUGAUUCUUACGAAGACCCCAGAGAGAAAGGAGAAACUUUUUUUUUGCAAUUUGCUGAAUAUGUAUGUUUUUCUCCUGGCUGAACUUCUUCUCUCCCAGUCUCUUUUCUUCAUGGCUCUGUGGGCAGAGAAAGUGAGAGGUGAAGAUGCCCAUUCCAAAUGCGAAAAUGGCCCAUAAUGGGCGGUAGUUGUAAAUAAUCUUAUUGCAACAGUAUUAUUUACUGUGUCUUCUUCUUGAUGUUUAAAAUGGAGACUUGUGUGGCUUUGUAAAACUGUGGAUUUGUUUUUAUUUUACAUGGUUUUUUUCCCCUGUAGAUCAGAGGGAAAAAAAAUCCCACUUCUAUAAAAUCUGUUUAAAGAGUGAAAUGAAAAAAAAAGUUUCUUAUAACUACUACUUAUCCUUAAUUUAUACAUCCCAGUAUCUGGGAUAUUGCUUUGUUUCCUUUUUUCAUAAAGUAGUGUGGGUUGUUUAAAAAACCAGCGAAAGGGGUAAAAACGUAACAAGGAUAAAGUAUGUUCUCAGGGAAUUAAACCUGAUUGUUACCACAGCGACUCAGUGGUAGCCAUCUUUUCUGUGCUUUCAAUAAAGCAGCUUGUCGGCUGAUCAAUCGCA
Eublepharis macularius is the source of this 3901-nucleotide messenger RNA. RefSeq names its product LFNG O-fucosylpeptide 3-beta-N-acetylglucosaminyltransferase (gene LFNG). Gene Ontology annotation, molecular function: O-fucosylpeptide 3-beta-N-acetylglucosaminyltransferase activity. The record is from RefSeq and is a predicted model, not a curated record. Bases 36 to 1151 code for a protein of 371 amino acids. Gene Ontology annotation, cellular component: Golgi membrane. The transcript has 8 exons. Gene Ontology annotation, biological process: pattern specification process; regulation of Notch signaling pathway. Lineage: Eukaryota; Metazoa; Chordata; Lepidosauria; Squamata; Eublepharidae.